Molecule: messenger RNA, 1644 nt
Organism: Indicator indicator
Lineage: Eukaryota; Metazoa; Chordata; Aves; Piciformes; Indicatoridae
Gene: SYNC
Product: syncoilin, intermediate filament protein
Exons: 4
Coding region: 1-1644 (547 amino acids)
Cellular component (GO): intermediate filament
Source: RefSeq, a predicted model, not a curated record
AUGCCAGGAUUUGGCGGUGGCAGCCGCAGGGACCUGAUGGCAGAGCCCGAGUCCCCUGCAGAGCUGCAGCUGGAUGAAGCUGGAGCAUCCUCAGCCUCACAGGGAGCAGCUGCAGGAGCUGCUCCCCGCCCAGACCUUGCACACAGCCCAGGGGUGGGUGUGGGAGUGACAGCCCAGCAUGGGGGCAGCCCAGACACCUGCCCUGAGCUGCAGGCAGAGAGUGGGGACACUUCCUUGGAACUAAACAUGCCAGGACCCCAGCUGGAUGAGGACACAGCCAGGGCCAAGAUCCCACUGGAUGGGGACAUGACAGGAAUCCCGCUGGACGUGGAUGCAGAUGGAUUAGGGAUCCCACUCGAUGUGGAUGGGGCAGGCAUCCUGCUGGAUGUGGAUGCAGGUGGAAUGAGGAUCUCGCUGGAUGUGGAUGAAGAUGGGGCAGGGAUCCUGCUGGACAUGGACACAGAGAGAGCAGGGACCCCAGGCAACACGGAUGCAGAUGGGGCAGGGAUCCCAGUGGACAUGGAUGCAGAGAGAGCAGGGACCACAGCUGAUGCAGAUGGGGCAGGGAUGCCACUGGACAUGGACACAGAUGGGGCAGGGAUCCCAGCUGGUGUGGAUGCAGGCAGGGCAGGGAUCCCAGCCGAUGCCGAUGGGGCAGGGAUCCCAUUGGACAUGGACGCAGAGGGAGCAGGAAGCCCUCUGGACACGGACGGUGCAGAGCAUCAGUGCCUGACGCUCGAAGAGCUGGGGGACUUCUUCCAAGAGUGCAUCGAAGCCGUGGAGCAGCUGGAGAAGGAGCGAGACAGCCUGAUCACGGAGCUCGCCCAGCUGCGGGAGCCGGCGCUGCAGGAGAUCCGCCAUGCCCACCAGGAGAUCCAGGAGGCUUGCAGGCUGCUGGCCAAGGUGGAGCUGGAGAGGGACAACCUGAAGGAUGAGAUCAGGCAGAUCAAGCAGAAGCUGUUCAAGGUGACGAAGGAGUGUGUGGCUUGCCAGUACCAGCUGGAGAGCCGGCGGCACGACCUCUCCCAGCACGCCGCUUACCGGGGCGAGCUGGAGACCCAGGCUGGGCAGCUCUCCGGUGAACUCUCCCGGCUGAAGGAGACCUGCGAGAAGGAGAAGGAGGUUUUGAGGCAAAGGUUGGAGGCUCCACCGUGCCGACAGGAUAAUCUGUACCUGCAGGAGAGCCGCCGGCUCUCCAUGGAGUUCGAGAGCUUCGUGGCGGAGAGCCGGCGGGGGCUGGAGGAGCACUACGAGCCCCAGCUGCUGCGGCUGCUGGAGAGACGUGAGGCGGGGGCCAAGGCGCUGCAGGAGAUGCAGGGGGAGAUCCAGGGGAUGAAGGAAGCCCUGAGGCCCUUGCAGGGGGAGGUCAGCAGACUGCGGCUGCAGAACCGGAGCCUGGAGGAGCAGAUUGUCCUUAUCAAGCAGAAGCGGGACGAAGAGGUCGGGCAGUACCGGGAACAGGUUGAGGAGCUGGAAGAUAGGCUGAAGGAGCUCAAGAAUGGAGUCCAGCUCCAGCAGCGCAAGAAUCAGGAGCUGGAGGAGCUGAGGACCAGCCUCCACCGGGAGCUCUCCAUCUACAAGAGCUGCCUAGAAAUCUAUGGCCACCUCUGCAAAUCAGAAGAAAAAACAGAGCAGGACUCUUAG